AUGAACUCUCAUUCUGCUAAUUUUCUAUCUAUUCACAUUCUGUUCAUUAUCUAUCUAUCUAUCUAUCUAUCUACAAACUCUCAUUUUGCUAUCUAUCUAUCUAUCUAUCUAUCUAUCUAUCUAUCUAUCUAUCUCAUAUAUUCAUCUAUCUAUUCUCAUUCUGAUCAUUAUCUAUCUAUCUAUCUAUCUAUUUAUCUAUCUAUCUAUCUAUCUCAGUAUAUUCAUCUAUCUAUUCUCAUUCUGAUCAUUAUCUAUCUAUCUAUCUAUCUAUCUAUCUAUCUAUCUAUCUAUCUAUCUAUCUCCUUCCCCUCAUUAUUAAUCUAUUCUUUUAUUCCAAUUUCUUGUACUUCGUCACUUAUUCGCAGUCUGACAGUAUGCCGAUAUGCCCUAUUCGCAAGCCCUGGUCCGAAACGUGGCACGUUACACUUGCGUCUGGAGCUUUUCUUUGUUUAA
Molecule: messenger RNA, 453 nt
Organism: Acanthosepion pharaonis
Lineage: Eukaryota; Metazoa; Mollusca; Cephalopoda; Sepiida; Sepiidae
Source: the annotation of a GenBank genome assembly